AUGUCAGAGUCCCAGUCAGCGGUUCUGUCCCAAGGCGUUGGAUAUGGGGUUGUCGUGGGCAUCGGGUUCUUCUUCACGGUCGUCAUGGCUGGCAUCUCCAUGCUCCAGAACCGAUACACGAACUUCUCCACCAGAACGAGUGAAGAGUUCAACACCGCCAGCAGAAAUGUGAAACCUGGUCUCAUUGCUGCUGGUAUCGUCUCAGCGUGGACCUGGGCUGCCACCCUUCUCCAGAGCAGCACAGUCGCUUAUACCUAUGGCGUAGCUGGACCAUUCUGGUAUGCUGCGGGAGCCACUGUCCAGAUCCUGAUGUUCUCCAUCCUGGCCUGUAAGACCAAGAUGAACGCCCCUCGAUGCCACACAUACUUGGAAAUCAUUCAAGUUCGCUACGGCACUGUCGCCCACAUUGUGUUCAUAUUUUUCGCCCUUGUCACAAACAUCCUGGUCGGCUCACAGCUCCUGCUGGGUGGCUCCGCUGUCGUCUCCAGUCUCACAGGCAUGAACGUCUACGCAGCCAUCUUCCUGAUUCCACUCGGCGUUGUUGCUUAUGUCCUGAUGGGCGGCUUGCGCGCGACGUUCUUAUGCGACUACAGUCACACGCUUAUCUUGAUGGUGAUUAUCCUUUACUUUAUGUUCCAGGUCUACUGCACAGACGACCUCAUCGGCUCGCCAUCUCGUAUGUUCGAACUGCUAAAGAAAGCGGCAACGCUUCGGCCUGUGACCGGCAACCAAGACGGCAGUUAUAUGACUUUGAAAUCCAACAACGCUUUGAUCUUCGGCGUCAUUCAACUUUGUUCCGGAAGUGGCACUGUCUUCUUGGACCAGGCGUACUGGCAGAGGGCCAUCGCAUCUCGCCCUACGACCGCCGUUCGGGCAUACAUUCUUGGUGGACUGGCAUGGUUCGCCAUCCCUUUUGGCUUCGCCACGACCCUGGGAUUAGCAUCAGUCGCCCUGACCGACAACCCCGCAUACCCGACAUACCCAAAUGCACCUUCGUCGAGCCAGAUCUCCGCUGGCCUUGCAUCCGCUUUUGCAGCGAGCACACUGCUCGGCAAAGGCGGGGCAGUGGCCUUGUUGAUCACGCUCUUCAUGGCCGUGACAUCCUGUGCAUCUGCAGAAUUGAUCGCCGUCUCAUCGAUCCUUACCUUUGAUAUCUACAAAACCUACAUCAAGCCCAAUGCUACCCCCAGCAAUCUGAUCUUCAUGGCCCAUGUCAAUGUCGCCGUUUUCGGUCUGACCAUGUCCAUCUUUGCCAUCAUCUGGAAUGUUAUCGGAAUUGAUCUGGGCUGGUUGUUCCUGGUCAUGGGCCUGCUGAUCGGCGGUGCUGUGUUCCCUGUCGCAUUUGCUAUUACUUGGAAAGGACAGAGUCGAGCGGGUGCCAUCGCGGGAGCUUUGAGUGGACUUGCCGCUGGUCUUACUGCCUGGCUUGUUGAAGCCAAGGUCUACUAUGGAGAACUGACCCUGACGACCACGGGAUCAAACUACGCUACGCUGGCCGGCAAUUUGGCCGCGAUCAUGACUGGCUUGAUCGUCUCGGUCGUGGUGUCUUUGCUCAAGCCGGACAACUAUGACUGGAGCACGACUCGGGCCAUCAACGCAGCGGGCUCCCAUGCCACCCUAGACGGGACCACUCCCCCAGCGACAGAUUCUUCCCGGUCAAGCACCACGCAGCGGACCGGCGGCGCAAAGAGCAAGGACAUCAAAUCCGUCAACGAAUCAGCAUCCCCGGCACCAAUAUCACCCGUGCUUGUACCUACAUCUGCACCGGACGAAAAGCACUUGACGACAACCGUCAAUCACGACACCGACCCUAUCCGCGCCGAUGAAGAACGCCAAAUGUCACUUGACGCAGCCAUCGAGGAACACCCGUCUCGUCUACGCUCAGCUUUCAAACUCGCCUGCAUCGCCUCUUUCGUCCUACCCUUCAUCAUGGACUUCUUGAUCCCUAUUCCUAUGUUCCUGAGCCAUUACGUCUUCUCAGUGGGAUUUUUCACUGCCUGGGUCGUUAUCAGUUUCAUUUGGGUGUUCAGCUCCGCCUUGAUCAGCGUUGUCUUGCCCGUCUGGGAGACAAGGGGGUUCUUUGCCAUACUGUUUACGCAGGUCCUUGGAGAUAUGAGAGGGAGAAAGAGGUCUUCGUGA
Molecule: messenger RNA, 2139 nt
Organism: Fonsecaea nubica
Lineage: Eukaryota; Fungi; Ascomycota; Eurotiomycetes; Chaetothyriales; Herpotrichiellaceae
Exons: 3
Coding region: 1-2139 (712 amino acids)
Biological process (GO): urea transmembrane transport
Cellular component (GO): plasma membrane
Molecular function (GO): urea transmembrane transporter activity
Source: RefSeq, a predicted model, not a curated record